Apis laboriosa (Himalayan honeybee) is the source of this 5569-nucleotide messenger RNA. Its product is annotated as ras guanine nucleotide exchange factor P-like. NCBI's taxonomy places the organism in Eukaryota, Metazoa, Arthropoda, Insecta, Hymenoptera, Apidae. Gene Ontology annotation, biological process: regulation of transcription by RNA polymerase II. Bases 2898 to 4628 code for a protein of 576 amino acids. Gene Ontology annotation, molecular function: RNA polymerase II cis-regulatory region sequence-specific DNA binding; DNA-binding transcription factor activity, RNA polymerase II-specific. The transcript is spliced from 4 exons. The record is from RefSeq and is a predicted model, not a curated record.
CAGUUACUCCGGAACCGUUGCCUUGACGACACGCAUUCGCGCAUGCGCGUAUGCGAUGCCACGGGUGCACCACGAUCGCGUCACGAGCACCAGUUGCGUUCACCACCCUCUCACCUUCACCACUAUUACAAUCUUUCCACCACCUCUUCUACUGGCUUCUGAAACUACCACUAUCGGCGCCAUCAUUUACCCCAUUGCUGCCUUGGAUCCGCUAUUGUUUGUCGUCGCUCUGCUUGCUCGUGUUUUUUUCUGUUAUUAUCGUUAGUGCUAUUAUUAUUAUUAUUAUUAUUAUUAUUAUUAUUAUUAUUAUUACUACUACUACUACUAUUAUUACUAUUAUUACUAUUAUUAUUAUCAUUAUUAUUAUUGCUAUUGCCACCGUCACACCACAUUACGCUAUAUCACAUCAUCACUACUGGUAACAUUCUGCCUUAGACCAUUUCGAUGUUCUUAUCGCUGUUUCCGGGUCUAUCAUUUUCUCCUUAUCAUUUGCAUCCACCUUGAUCGUUUCUUCUAGUUUCAUUCUCAAUUUAUUUUUAUAUUAUCGCUCUUCUGUUAAUUAUAGAGACAUUGCAUAAAAAGAUAAUCACGAUAGAUUAUUUCGAAUAUUAUUAGUAUUAUUAGUUAUAUCAGAUGUAUAUCGAUGCAUAUUCGUUGUAAUUUCGUCGGUGUGAUAAUCGGUUGCAUUUUAUUAUCAAUUUUUGACACGAACAGUUCGAAAGGGUAAUUACUACUCCAUCUCGAGAUUACCCUCUAGUUUUCGGUGAUUGCAUAGCACCGACCUUCGAUUCUUCCGUUUUCUCCUUCCCCUACCUCACCACCACCACCACCACCACCACCACCACCACCAUCACCACCACCACCACCUCCAUUACCUCCAUCACUACCACCUCCACCUUCACCUCCAGCUUCAUCUCCACCUCCGUUUCCUCCUCCUGCUGCUCGUUUUCCCUCUCCUACGCUGUCGCAUUCUCCACCUCUUCCUCUUCCUUCUACGCGGUUCGCGUAUCGUUACUACGAGCGCCUGGUUGUCAUGCGUCGACGGUGCUUGUGAUAAGGCUCGACCGUAUCGGACUGUUCUCGUCGAUAAUUUGCGAUCGACCCGCAAAUGUUUCGUUCCCUGUAAUUCGCCUCGUCGUAUCAUAGUGAUUUUACGUAUCUUUUCCCGAGGAUAAUUUGCAAAUAAGUUUCGAAUUGUUCGUGCACAAGUGCGGCAUAUAUUGAUACAAUAUACUUUUCGAGUGUUGUUCGAUUCGAUUUGCAACGUCGAUGAUCUACUUGUCAUUUCGUGUCGAGCGGCCCGAUUAUUAUCCCCACGUUUUUGAAACCUCGACGGACGUACACGAAUGUCAUGCCGCCACGACGAUAACGGCAAGAAUUUGGAAGAGGAAACGUGGCUCGAGAAGGAGUAUCGAAAAGGGGGAAGAGAUAUCGCGACCGAUCUCGAUAUGCGAUCGAUCGAUUUGAUCGUCGAUGUAUGGUGACCGUGAACGAUACCGUGAUUCGUGAUCCGCAACUGUGAACAGAAAAUUAUUGUGUUAUUAAAACGGACAAAUUGCUCAUCGAUAAGUCGAUCGAUCGAUAAGAAUAUUAGUUAGUCGACGGAUCGCAAGUGCGUUCAAUGUUUUGCUAUCGUCGCGAAACCUGCCGCUGUACCUUAGCGUUGGAAAGAACAGCGGCAGGUCGACGACGUUUUCGUUUCUCUCGGAAAGCAUGACGCCCGAUUACGUGUGCUAAUAAAUUGUGGAAACUCGGAUUUCAUCGAUGUUGCAAUUCUUCGAUUGAAACCGCGAUUGAUCGAUUAAAAAAAAAUAAUAAACGAUCUCUCGUAUCACGUAAAAAAGAGAGAGAAAGAAAAAGAAGGAGAGAGAGAGAGAGAGAGAGAGAGAGAGAGAGAGAGAGAGAGAGAGAAAGGGAAGAAGAUACGGAAUGCACGGUGAAAAAUUUUGACGAAGAAACGUCGCAAGAAUUUUCUCCGUUUUCUUUUUUUUUUUUUUUUUUGAGAAGAAAACAUGGAAUUUUUCGGAGUAGCUCGAUACGAUUACUCGUUGCUUCUGGGACGCGCCACAUUUGCUCUCUACUUUCAAAUCAAAUAAUAGAAUUAAUAUUCCUCGAUUCGAGAAUCCUAAGAUUCUCUCCCCUUUCACGAGUUUCAAAGAGGAUUAGAAAAAAAAAAGAAAAGAAGAUAUGACAUCGUGGAGAUUUUGAGAUCAACGACGAGUUGCCUCUCUCACCCCCUCGUCGAUCGAUGGCGCAAUAGAAACGAAAAGUAUCGCGAAAAAUGAUCACUCGUUUUAUUGCUCGAAACGAUCGUUCGGCUGUUCGAUUCGAAGCGAGUCGCAACGAUCGCGUAUCCCAUUCAAUGUAGAGGAAGAAAGAAGGGUGAAGUUUGCGUUUUGGCCGAAGAAGUUCGACGAUCCACAACUGGACCGCUUCGCGAUCCGGUGGAAUCCGGAAGAACGGAAUUCGAAAUUCGACUCAUAAUAAUUGCGGAGCAUGCUCGUCCGGAAGAAGGAAGGGGCAAGGGUAAUUAGACUGACAGAUAUUCCGGACGGCGUGGAAGAAUCGUGGAAGAAAGAAGAUAAUUUGAUAGGACGAGGUGGGGAUAGAGCCACCUUCUCGUUUCGCCGAUUCUUCGUUAUCGGUCGGGAGACGAGGGAAAAAGAAGAAGGAGGAUUUUCUAUGCUGGGAUCGUAGCGAGGUCCCAGGUAAGACUAAAUUCGAUAGCGAGAGUGGAUAGGGUCGUCGUGGGCAGGGUCGAUAAGAAAAGGAGGAAGGAGGAGCGAAACGGAUAUUUAAAGAUAAAAAAAAAAAAAAGAAAAGUAGCGCCCGCGUUGGUGUCGUUGAAUCGUGAAAGGACUCGAAUCGAAGAGGACGAGAAUCAUUUUGAAAAUUGGAUGGUUCGAAGGGGGUUGUUGGACGUGGUGAGGCCAAUUUGGGAGCAGUUAGAGGCAAAGUCAGAGACGGAAUCGUGUUCAAAGUUGGGAACGGGGAAGAUUUCGAGGUCGGUGCAAGAGUUGGAGUCGGUGUUGGAGCUAGAGUUAGAGCCGGAGAAGCAACGUUUCUACGAUUCUCCGCCACCACGGAUGGACGUGAGCGUGUGCUGUUUGCCCGCCAGUGCCGGCUCGGGGGCCCAGCACCCUCAUCCAGCGAGUUUGCCCUCCGGCGGACAGCCGACGAUCCAGCAACCCUAUCAGUAUGCCGAUCAGAUAGUACCGGAUCGGGGUCAACCCGACGGAUUGCCGGUACUCGGUUGUACCGGUCAGGACAACUGGCAGCAGAUAUCCUCCGCCUCGAACGUGGUCGGCGCUGUUACCGCCGCGGCGACCGCCACCACCACCUACAUCGAUUACUCCUGGUUGCAGAUGCAGCAGACCUCGGACCUGGACACGUUGCUGUGUAGACAGGACCUCGACCGGCUGCAGAAACUCGACGAAGAUGACCCGGAGAAAGAGUCGAGGGAGUCCUCGGUCCAGAUGGAGGACUUUUUCGAGGUUGGGGGGCCGGUGUGCAGGCCGCAGGCGAGCUUCGUCUCGUCGAGGAGUCAACCGGCGGCCAACGACGACGACGUGUUCCUCAGGCCACCUCUCUGGGAGGACAUUACCUCGAGCAUACAAAAGCUCGACCCGGAGAACGCGGACAUGUUGGGCUCCCAGUCUCACGUGAAAAUGGAGACCGACGACGUCACCUCCCCCGUGUUGUCCCCUGUCGAGAUCAAAACCGAGCCGUUACCUCCCCCACCGACCUUGCACCUCCUCGAAGGCCCGGCCUCGAACUCGACCUAUGCGAACGGCCCCCAUCCGAAUCCUUCGACCGGCCCUCAAGUCGUUCACCAUCGGCCACCUCCGUCCACCGCCGCCUUCAAGACGUUCCCCUCCGGCAACAACAACAACAACAACAACAACAACAAUAACAACAAUAACAACAACAAUAAUAACAACAACAGCGGUGGAAGCGGCGGUACCAAUGGCAAACACGACAACAACAAUAGCAGCAACGGUACCAGCAUCAAUAACAAUGCCAACAACAACAAUAACAAUAGUAACAAUAGCGGCGGUAACGGGAACAACAAUAACAAUAGUAACGACUCGACGACCAGCCACCACGGGGCUAAUCAGAUCGGUGGUAGCGCGACGUCGCCUCUAUACGGCUCGAUGACUAGGUUAAUGUACAUUUCCCCGCUGACGCCGCCGAUUUCCGACCCCGGCUCGCCGAUAGGGGCGCCACCGAGGCGGACACCGCCUCCACCCUAUCCCCAGCCGUCCAUUAUGAAUCCUCCUCACAGGAUUCAACCUCCCGCUAUCACCACCAAAUUCAACAGGCGGAACAAUCCCGAGCUGGAGAAGAGGCGCGUUCAUCACUGUGAUUUCAUAGGUUGUACAAAGGUCUACACGAAAAGUUCACAUUUAAAGGCACAUCAGCGGAUACACACAGGUGAAAAACCGUACCAGUGUCAGUGGCCAGAAUGCGAAUGGCGAUUCGCCAGAAGCGACGAAUUAACUCGUCACUAUCGAAAGCAUACUGGCGCGAAACCCUUCAAGUGUGCCGUGUGCGAGCGUUCCUUCGCCAGGAGCGAUCACCUCGCCCUUCACAUGAAACGGCAUCUUCCGAAGCAGCACGCCAAGUGACCGUACCGCUCUUCCGAGACUCCGUCUCCGUCUUCGUCUUCGUCGAGUGACUCCUCGAACGCGCGCCCCCCUGACCACGCCGAUCUCCUUCAGCCUUUUUCAACCGUACCAGCAACAAACUCACAAACUUCGUUCAUUUAUUGAUCAACAAUUUGAGUAUUAAGUCAUUCGAGAUCAUUCUAUGCUUCAUUUAUUUUUUUUAACUCGUUUAUAUCGAAUUAAUUCUAUUGAAUUUUUUCGUAGAGCGAAUUAUCAUUUCGUUCAUGUCAACAGGGAAAAAGAUCGAUAGCAAAUUAAUAGUCUCUGAUGACUUAAACAUGUUUAUUAGAAAUAAACAGUGGCUGGACCACUACUACUUUUCUGCUCUGUGUAUCUCGCCGUUUUGAAUAAAUACGAACGAUAAAUGUAAAUUGUAAACAUUUAGCAUUCGAAUCUUGAUUUCUUUUAAAUUUCAAAGUUUCGAAUUACGUUUGAAAAACGUUUCACAAACACGUAGACAUAUUUAUCAAUACUUUUAGAAAUAUUUCCGUAUCAAUUUUAAUUCGAUUUCUAUUCUGUUGCUUGAAAAACAACAGUUUUCUAACAAUCCUGAUCGCGUUAAUUGUCAUAUAAAAAAAUUAAUGGAACGUGUGCCGUUCAAUCGGUGAAAAAUCGGUGACGAAAGUGUAAUCAUUUUGAGAAUAUACGAAUAGUUUAUAAGGAAUUACCAUGUUGUAAACGUUAAAAUUUCCUAUUUCACUUGCGCGAAGAAAAUGAAGCGAGAAAGGCUAAAUCUUUUGCGAAUACGGAAGCUGGUACGCACAUAAUGGCAUCUAGGUAUUUUGUGCUAAGUUAACCAGAAUAGCGAGGGAUCCUGAUGCAAGAGAACACGAGUAUUGAAAAAAAAAUUUGCACAUGAUCAUUCCCGUUAAUUUAUUUGUCUAUGUAUAUAAAUACAGUAC